AACUCAGAACUGCAGGGAUCAUACAUAUUGCAUUUGAAAUUGUGUAAUUAUUCCAUACUGCAGAAAAUGUACUAUAAUCCAUAGUGAAGUUACAUACAAUGUUAACCUUCUUUAUUUCCAGUCCCCCCUCGAAUGACAGAGAAUCCAUGAUUGCAAUAUGGCGGUAGUUUCGCACGGCUAAGUACUGUGUAGUACUGUCAUUGUCAUGCUUGUUGUUUGGUGAAAUUACAAUUCUGGCACGAAAUUUUAGAACGUAGUUGCUAAACCUGCAGAUCGUUAAAAAAUGAGUAAUAUUUACAUACACGAGCCUCCGACAAAUGGAAAGGUCCUACUGAAGACUACUGCAGGAGAUAUUGAUAUUGAACUGUGGUCAAAGGAGGCACCAAAAGCGUGUAGAAACUUCAUUCAGUUAUGCAUGGAAGGUUACUAUGAUGGCACCAUUUUUCACAGAGUUGUACCUGGUUUUAUUGUUCAAGGAGGUGAUCCAACUGGCACUGGUUCAGGUGGUGAAUCAAUAUAUGGACGCCCAUUUAAGGAUGAGCUCCAUUCUCGUCUACGUUUCAAUCGAAGAGGACUAGUUGCCAUGGCAAAUGCUGGACCCCAUGAUAAUGGCAGUCAAUUUUUUUUUACAUUGGGACGUGCCGAUGAACUUAAUAAUAAGCACACAAUCUUUGGAAAGAUUACAGGUGAUACAGUAUACAAUAUGCUUCGACUAUCUGAAGUAGAAGUGGAUAAAGAUGAUCGUCCUGUUAAUCCACAUAGGAUUCGACAUUGUGAGAUUCUGUAUAAUCCAUUUGAAGACAUCAUUCCAAGAUCAAACAGAAGGCAUAAAAGGGAUAAAAAGGAGGAAGAAAUAAAGAAAUUCCAGUCCAAAGGCACAAAGAAUUUUAGUUUGCUUUCAUUUGGAGAGGAAGCAGAGGAGGAGGAGGAGGAAGUUAACCGAGUUAGUCAGAGCAUGAAAGGAAAAAGUAAAAGCAGUCAUGAUUUGCUGAAGGAUGAUCCAAGGUUAAGCUCUAUUCCGGUUGUUGAAAGUGAUCAAGUAACAAAAAAGACCAAGAGGGAGUCUGAUGAGGAAGACAGUUAUGAACCUGACAGUGAAGACAAAGAUAAAAUAAGCGAAUUGGUUGCAAAAAAACUGAAAAAAGAGAAGCCUGAAGAGACUAAAAUAAUUAUAAAAGAAGAAGAGAAGGAGAGAGACAAAGAGAAAGAGCGAGAGAAAGAUACUGAAAAGAAACCAUCACGCAGUGAGGAACUGCGCAAAGAAGCCCGUCAGCUAAAACGUGAGCUACUUGCAGCCCAACAGAAAAAGGAAGAAAAUGUUAAAGUAGAUGCUGAAGCAGUAGUAGCCACUUCAGCAGCAGCAUUAGAAGUAGCUGCUGCAAGUACUACAACAACUGAGGCACCAGUGGUUGCAGCAGCAGAUGAAAAAGAAGAGGAGAAGGAGGAAGAAGCAGCAGCAGAAGAAGAAAAUGAUACAGGCGAGAAAGAAAAGGCUCCACUUAGUGCAAUUGAAGAAUAUUUUCACGAAAGAAAAAAAUAUGAAGAAGUGAAAAAGCAUUCCCUUAAAAAAGGAACCUCUCGAGAGGAACAGACACUGGCACUGCUGGACCGAUUCAAGUCUAAGCUUGUACAGGCAAUUACUGAGAUACCCCCUAAAGAAGCUGAUGAGGUAGAUACAGAGAAUGAUGAAGGAUGGUUAUCUCAUGUUCUUCAGUUCGAGGACCAGUCCAGGAAAGUUAAAGAUGCAGCUAUGCAGGAUGAAGACACCUUUGAGAUUUAUGACCCUCGUAACCCUGUGAACAAGAGACGACGAGAAGAAAGCAAGAAAAUCAUGAAAGAGAAGAAAGAAAAACGAUGAUUUAAUGCUUUAUAAAGUCCAAGGAUAGGAGCACAAAUCAAAUAGUGUUUGUUAAAAUACAUGCCAAGGCAGUGGCAUCAAUCUGCACUCAUCCUCAAGUUGUCUUGGACUAUCCAGUGUACUGGGUUAAACUACCACACACUUUUAAACGCAUCUACGUAUUGUCUGGAUUAUUUCAACAUGUUGAUCGAUUUGUAUUAUAACUAAGCAUGUUUUACAGCUCUUAAACUAGCAGCUGGCCUGUCUAGGUUUAUGCUUAUUACAUUACCCUUACAUUAGAAUCAUAUAAAAGAACCAUUCAAGAGUUGCAAGAUCCCAGUAUGAGUUGUCUAGUGGGAGACAUAGAUGAAGCAUUCACCUGUCACAUGAAAAGCUGUUAUUGCCUUGUUUUUUAUUUCUGAUCAUUAUUUUAGACCAUGGUUAACUUGUUCUUAAGAGUUGUUUAGUAUUU
Molecule: messenger RNA, 2309 nt
Organism: Protopterus annectens (West African lungfish)
Lineage: Eukaryota; Metazoa; Chordata; Ceratodontiformes; Protopteridae
Gene: CWC27
Product: CWC27 spliceosome associated cyclophilin
Exons: 14
Coding region: 284-1858 (524 amino acids)
Biological process (GO): protein peptidyl-prolyl isomerization; protein folding
Cellular component (GO): catalytic step 2 spliceosome
Molecular function (GO): peptidyl-prolyl cis-trans isomerase activity
Source: RefSeq, a predicted model, not a curated record